Messenger RNA from Scophthalmus maximus (turbot), 2059 nucleotides. Its product is annotated as protein Bouncer-like. Lineage: Eukaryota; Metazoa; Chordata; Actinopteri; Pleuronectiformes; Scophthalmidae. The record is from RefSeq and is a predicted model, not a curated record. The coding region runs from base 1275 to 1784 and encodes 169 amino acids. The transcript has 4 exons.
ACCAUUGGGCUGGACGAGGAAUGUUGCACACACCAGUGCAGUGAUUUGAUUACUUUUUAUUUUAGUUCAUUGAAACACGAGAUGCGGCCUCUUGGAUUACAGAUCUCACAGUGAGCCGUGUGCUUGUUGGACUCUCUGGGAGUCUCCCUGUGGUUGAUAAACCCCAUUGUGGCCUUUUUACCGAGAAUGACAACAACGGCAAUCCCCUGAAUGUCUCACAGAGGUGUCGGCUGAGGUGCUCGGAGCGGAGGGGCGUGCUGCAGCAGGGAUGAGGGAGCAAAUGGAGCAGGGAGCGAUGCAUUUCAACGACACCACUCCAAACAUUUCACCCGUAAACCCCACUCCUGGAUUUCCAGCUUACGGCGUGCUCGUCCCUCUCCUGCUCCUCACACUGGUUGGAUGUGCAGUGGCGGUGGCCGUGUACAUCAGGAGGAAAGCAAGGUGAGCAGGCUUAUCGUGAUUUAAGCGGCCUUGUUCUGAUCCGUCUCGGCCUUUCAUGUCCCGUCACCAUUUGGUUUCUUGUUGGACCGUUUCGCCUCAGGUUAGAUGAGCUACGUCACAGGCUCAUCCCCCUGUACACCUACGACCCCGCAGAAGAGGACGACUGGAGGGAUGAUGACAGGGAGGACGAGGACGAGGAGCUGGCUGAACCUCUGUACAAGAAGGGAACGCUGUCCUUUUCACCGGAUUAUAGAACUUGAAGAGAAAAGAGAAGAAAUGAAGGAAGAAGGUGUCCAAUUGGAGGAAGAAGUUCUUCUUUUUAUAUUUUGUAUUGCAGAUGUCAAAACGAAUGUGGACUGGAUUAAGUAUAUUAAGUAUCUUGAGGACAAACUUUUACAGCAAAUGAAUAUGAAAACUGUAGAAGAUCCAGUAGGAAAAGACAUACUGAUGAUCAAAUGGAUAAGCCACCCACCAGUUGAAUUAUUAUUUGUUCCUUGAUGACAUGCAGCCCAUCAGACAGUAGGGGGCACUGUAACCCUGUCCUGUGUCUCAUUUGGACAAUCUGUAUUGUUUUGUGUUUUUAAGACUGUGCUAAGUGUUUGGAGCAGAAGGCAAAUAUACAUUUUCAGGCAAUAAACUGAAAAGUUUAAAUGACGAUUUCAUUUUUUUGCUGUUUGCACAUUUCUAAAAUGACUGAUGGAGAAAAAAUAACCAGCUUCACAGUCACACCUGUGUCUGCUUGGUAAUCAGCUCUGCUCAGGGGUCACAGGUCAUCACAGCUCCACACUUCCUGGAGGCUUCCACACACACACACACACACGCGCACGGGGAAGAUGGGAUCACAAAGAAAGGACAGACUGGGCGCCCGUCAGCCGGGACCACACUGGUUCCUGGCCUCCGUCUUGUUGGCCACAGCUCUGGUCGUCCCAGCUCGGACCCUGGACAGCCUGCUGUGUCUCUACUGUCCUCUGCGGCACAAGGGCAAGUCGUGCGGCAACUUCACCAGCCAGUGUCUGCCCGAGCAGCGCUGCUCCAGCUCCACGGCCCGCUACGGCUCCGUCCACAUGCUGUCCGCUCAGGGCUGCGUGGACGGCGAACUCUGCGGCUCCCGUGAAAUCGUGUCCCACAGGGGCGUGGAGUACAACGUCAGCCACGCCUGCUGCUGCGAGGACAAAUGUAACGGCCCGCCGAAGUCUGACGCCAGCCUGAAGAAGCUUCUGGGGAUGAAUAAAGACAAAACGGAUCACACAGACCUCACUGAUGUUCUCAGAGAGCCGCCUUGGGACUCGUGUGCAAAUCACACGUCACUGCGGACCACCACCACAUUACCUGCCACUGCAUGACGGGGAGACUGCGGAGAGGAGAGGCCUGUUAGGCACAAGCACUUAGCCUCAAAAGGCCCUCAAAGGAAACCAACAUGUGGUCAAAUGUUUGUACUGUGAUGGCUGGUAUCCCUGUCAAAUGUAUGUGUCAAAUGUUUUGUGUGAUUAUGCUUCUUUUUUUGAACUUGUAACUCCUCCUCAUCCCUGGCGUAUUUAAAACAAACAAAUGCUGGAGAUGAGUGAAUGCAGCUCAAUAAAAAGCAAACACACGCGCACGAGUCAGAUGCCGUUGUGGU